CAGCGAGACAACUCAAAGCCGAAAACAUUUAAGGAGUUAUCAGAAUUUUAUAAAGCAAAAUCAUUGCAAAAGGUUAAUUCUGCCAAGCCGAAGAAGGAUUCACCUCAAAUGAUGAUGAUAAUUUUGGGAGGAAUGGUUUUUGAUCCAAUUCUUGGGCGUGGUGUGCGAAAGAGAUAUUUGCACGAGCCCAACCCCACUAAAGUGGAAAUGAGGAGGGAUAGCUCAUAUAACAAAGUGUUAAACAUGGCUGUAUCUAUCUUUUUUGAGUUGUAUAACCCAGAAUUAGAUAGUCCCAGCUUGGCUGAUUCCAAUGGAGUGACCAUUAAUGUUUCAUCUCGAGCCACUUGGACAAUUGGGACAUUCUAUCAAAGUAAUGGGCUUCAACCAAGUCGACACAAGUUGUAUGUUGUUUUACAGGUGAGUGACACAGAUCCAGCUUCCGAUGAUACUGCAGAUGAUCCUGGGAAUGUUGUUGUUGAGAAAAGUGGAAAAGGCGGAUCUAUGAAAACAACGGAGCCCGUUAUGAAACAAUGCAUAAGCUGCUCAAAGGAGUUCCGUACUUAUAUCCCUGAGACCAACUGUGAGCUUCCAGAUGGAAGGUCUUUCUACUAUUCUACACCUCAAAAUGAGUGCCCCCUCUGUGAUGCUAACCACUUUGGUGCUUUUAUGAACCACGAUCUGUUCCCUGAACUUGCAUAAUGAACAGAAAUGAUGUUGCUAAGCUCAUUAUACAGUUAUAGUAUGUGGUGUAAAAAAGUCACUAGUGUGUGGUAAAGUUCAAGACUUUCUUCAAAAGUAGUAGGCAUAGUCAAAUUGAAAAGUUCCAUUAUUCUAUUGGCAGCAACUGCAAAAAUUGGUUUAACGAAACUAGGUGUGGUGCAGUAGCUAUCUUCAAUCUCAUCAAGCAGUUCUUCAUCCACACAGCAGAUUCUGUUGUCCACUCCUUUGUGUUUGCAUUACAGCUAAUAGCAAUGUACAAUAAUAA
Molecule: messenger RNA, 985 nt
Organism: Geodia barretti
Lineage: Eukaryota; Metazoa; Porifera; Demospongiae; Tetractinellida; Geodiidae
Source: the annotation of a GenBank genome assembly